Anisakis simplex (herring worm) is the source of this 477-nucleotide messenger RNA. The record is from the annotation of a GenBank genome assembly. NCBI's taxonomy places the organism in Eukaryota, Metazoa, Nematoda, Chromadorea, Rhabditida, Anisakidae.
GUCUUCCCGAGUGCUGCGAAACGUCCUGAAAUAUCGCACGAGAGUCUUCGAAGUUUCGAGGGAGACGGCCUCGAUUUUCAAUGGUCUUGGUCGAUCCGACACUUUCCGGCCAAUGCGAGAAACCCUCUUCACAGAAUUUCCAAGCAUUUCUGGCGUGAUUGGUUUAUGCGGUCUUCUUCAAUAGCCUUUACAUGGAUGGCAAUAGCCACAGGAUCAGGAGUUGAAGAUAAAGAUGAUGAGGCAACACUUGCGUACGAACGGGCUUUUUCAAGUACUGGACAAUUCUUUGGUGGAUACGGUCCUUACGGUGGCUACGGUGGAUAUGGUGGUUAUGGUGGAUACGGUGGAUAUGGUGGUUAUGGUGGAUAUGGUGGCUAUGGUGGAUUAGGAGAAGUACGAUAUGACGAAAUGAUGGGAGCACGGCUCGGCGCCGAACUUGGAGAAGACCUUGGUAUGUUGGGUAUGUUUGGGAAGUGA